AUGAAGACGUCGUCCGGCCGCAGGCGGGGGGCGGUGGCGGGCCGGGCAGGGGUGGCGUCCUUCUCGCGCCCGGGCUCCGGCCGCAGCGUCCCGCCCGUCGGCCCCGGCAGGCCCGGCGCGCUAACGCUCUCUCUCCUUCAGCAGCCAGCCAGCUCUGUGUCAGGGUCGGGGGGUGCAGAGAGUCAGGACAGAAUGCGGGGUGGCCCGGCCCCCCGCGCGGCCGCGUCGUCAGUGGCAGAUGUGCACUGCACCCCUCCCAGCGGUAGGUCAGAGCUCUUCCUGCCGGGCACGGCCGGGGACUUCAGCCUGAGCGCCAGCCUGUCGGCCUGUACGCUGCUUUAUGAGGGGGCCGUAGAGCCCAUGCAGAUUGACGUGGACCCCCAGGAGGACCCGCAGAAUGCCCCCGAUGUCAACUACGUGGUGGAGAACCCGACCCUGGAUCUGGAGCAGUAUGCGGCCAGCUAUAGCGGCCUGAUGCGUAUCGAGCGACUGCAGUUCAUUGCUGACCACUGCCCCCCGCUGCGAGUGGAGGCCCUGAAGAUGGCCCUGUCCUUUGUGCAGAGGACUUUCAAUGUGGACAUGUACGAGGAGAUCCACCGCAAGCUCUCAGAGGCUGCCAGGGAGCUGCAGAAUGCGCCUGAUGCCAUCCCUGAGAGUGGCGUGGAGCCCCCACCCUUGGACACAGCUUGGGUGGAGGCCACGAGGAAGAAGGCCUUGCUGAAGCUGGAGAAGUUGGACACAGAUCUGAAGAACUACAAAGGCAAUUCUAUCAAGGAGAGCAUCAGGCGUGGACAUGAUGACCUGGGUGACCACUAUCUGGACUGUGGGGAUCUCAGCAACGCCCUCAAGUGUUACUCCCGGGCCCGGGACUAUUGCACCAGCGCCAAGCAUGUUAUUAACAUGUGCCUCAAUGUCAUCAAGGUCAGCGUCUACUUGCAGAAUUGGUCUCAUGUGCUGAGCUACGUCAGCAAGGCAGAGUCCACCCCGGAAAUCGCAGAGCAGCGUGGGGAGCGUGACACCCAGACUCAGGCCAUCCUCACCAAGCUCAAAUGUGCAGCAGGCCUGGCUGAGUUGGCAGCACGCAAGUACAAGCAGGCGGCUAAGUGCUUUCUGCUGGCUUCCUUUGACCACUGCGACUUCCCUGAGCUGCUCUCCCCCAGCAACGUGGCCGUGUAUGGCGGCCUGUGCGCCUUGGCCACCUUUGACCGGCAGGAGCUGCAGCGCAAUGUCAUCUCUAGCAGCUCCUUCAAGUUGUUCUUGGAGCUGGAGCCACAGGUUCGGGACAUCAUCUUCAAAUUCUAUGAGUCCAAGUAUGCCUCAUGCCUGAAGAUGCUGGAUGAGAUGAAGGACAACUUGCUGCUAGACAUGUACCUGGCUCCCCACGUCAGGACCCUGUACACACAGAUUCGCAACCGGGCCCUCAUUCAGUAUUUCAGCCCCUACGUGUCAGCUGACAUGCGCAAGAUGGCCACAGCCUUCAAUACCACAGUGGCGGCGCUGGAGGAUGAGCUGACGCAGCUCAUCCUGGAGGGGCUCAUCAACGCCCGCAUCGACUCCCACAGCAAGAUCCUGUAUGCCCGGGACGUAGAUCAACGCAGCACCACCUUUGAGAAGUCUCUGCUGAUGGGCAAGGAGUUCCAGCGCCGUGCCAAAGCCAUGAUCCUGCGGGCGGCCGUUCUGCGCAACCAGAUCCACGUCAAGUCCCCUCCCCGGGAAGGGAGCCAAGGGGAGCUGACACCGGCCAACAGCCAGUCCCGGAUGAGCACCAACAUGUAAGAGCAACCUCCACCUCCAGGAUGGUCUGCGCACCCCCACCCUGUCCACCCCCCACUCUCGGACUCCUGGGCCUCUCAUCUGCUCCAGCGGCACCCCCCGAGGUGUUGCCUGUGGCCCACUUGCAGGGGUCUGGCUGCUGACUGAUGCUAGUCCUUGGUGCCCCCGCCUGGGCUUCCAUGUGCCCAGAUUCUUGUGCCCCCUCCCCCUCGCUGCACCUUGUGCCGGGGGCCUGGGGAGGAGGUGGGCUUUCCUUGAAGGAGAAGCCCACAGGGCUAACCCACAUGUCACCUGGGGCGCCCACUGGGAGCACUGCCUCCCAGCCUCCAUGUUGAUGCAUCGUUUGAGGUUGCAGCGUUGUUGAAUCUUAGUCCAUUAAAGGGCAGCCUGAGAACAGC
Messenger RNA from Odocoileus virginianus texanus, 2171 nucleotides. It is a transcript of the gene GPS1, whose product is annotated as G protein pathway suppressor 1. Gene Ontology annotation, cellular component: COP9 signalosome. The record is from RefSeq and is a predicted model, not a curated record. Lineage: Eukaryota; Metazoa; Chordata; Mammalia; Artiodactyla; Cervidae.